GACAUCAAAAUCAAAAUUGUAACAAGUUAAAGUAAAAUAGUUAGAAGUGAAAUAGCUGAAUAAUUCUUAUAAUCAAGCAUGGCUACGAUGUUCCUAUUGCAACAUUGCCCCAGAAUGUGGCCGCAUUCAAUCGCAUUGCAUCGAAGCUGUCACUUUGUGUCCACGCAAAAUGUAAAGAGCAACGAUGACGCUGAACUGAAGGACAAGUUAAAACAGAGCGAGGCGAUUAUACAACAAGCGAGGAGCUUGUAUAGCCCGGAUGAGUUGAUGCUGUGCUUCAAUGGAGGCAAGGACUGUACCGUUCUGCUGGACCUGCUCUCUAGGCAGCUGAAUAAUUCGGCUCCGUUGCGCGCUGUUUGUGUCAAAUCUCACGACCCGUUCGAGGAGGUGGAACAGUUUAUCGACAGCAGCAUUGAACGAUAUGCAUUGGAAUUGCAACGCUACCAUGGCGCCCUCAAGAUGGCCAUUGAACAAGUGCUGGCAGAGCAUCCUCAGGUGCGGGCCAUGUUCCUGGGCUGCCGACGCAGCGAUCCCGGCUGUGAAAAGCUCUCGCGGAUGAUGCCCUGUGACAACGGCUGGCCAUCUUUAAUGCGUAUCUUUCCGUUGCUGGAUUGGAGCUACCAUGACAUUUGGAACUAUCUGCGUAGCCAGAAGCUGCCCUAUUGCUCCCUCUAUGAUCAGGGCUACACAUCCUUGGGUGAACGCAGCAGCACACGGGUUAAUCCCAGCUUGUUAGUCUACGAUGAGCAACUCAGAAAAUUAAUAUAUCGACCCGCCUACGAGUUGCAAGAUGAUAAACUGGAGCGUGCCAAUCGCGAGGAUGCUCAACUAGUUCAUCUCGCUCGCCAGCACCAUCAAAAUCCUUAAACAAAUUCUAUCAGAAAUACAAAAACAAAUCAUGUCAAGUGCAAGUUUGUUUUUUUU
Messenger RNA from Drosophila innubila, 924 nucleotides. It is a transcript of the gene Flad2, whose product is annotated as FAD synthase. Gene Ontology annotation, biological process: FAD biosynthetic process. The record is from RefSeq and is a predicted model, not a curated record. Bases 79 to 867 code for a protein of 262 amino acids. The transcript has a single exon. NCBI's taxonomy places the organism in Eukaryota, Metazoa, Arthropoda, Insecta, Diptera, Drosophilidae. Gene Ontology annotation, molecular function: FMN adenylyltransferase activity.